Messenger RNA from Xenopus tropicalis (tropical clawed frog), 3690 nucleotides. It is a transcript of the gene hhipl1l, whose product is annotated as HHIP-like protein 1 like. Gene Ontology annotation, cellular component: membrane; extracellular region. Bases 403 to 3195 code for a protein of 930 amino acids. The transcript is spliced from 9 exons. The record is from RefSeq and is a predicted model, not a curated record. NCBI's taxonomy places the organism in Eukaryota, Metazoa, Chordata, Amphibia, Anura, Pipidae.
AGGGGAGGAAGGGGACGAGUCUGAAGGAGAGGGGCUGGAGUGGGACGUGAAUCAGAUUAUACAGCCUCAUGUGCUGCUCAGACAUAUAGAGAGAGGGAAAAAGAGGAAUGGGAAGAAAGGAUAUAUAGAGUGAGUGAAUAGACAGAGAAUGAAAACACAAGACUAUUGAGAAAUACAGAUAUUUAAAAUCUAACCAAGUACAAUGUGACAGUUGGAGAAAAAAGAAAGAGAAAAUGAGUGAUUUUAAAGUUAAACAGGGGGCAGAUCAGCCAGGAUUAAGAAAAGCAAGAAGGGAAAAAAGAAGUAGUAAAAGAGAGGAAGAAGGAAGGAGAUAGUAUAGAUUGCAGGGAGUGAUAGGGGGCUGUAGAGACACAGGAUAGAGAGUACAAGAGAGUAUAUGCAAUGCCUACCUGGAGAAAGUAUAAGGAGCAACUAAGCCUGAGAAUCAGAAGUGACAGUUCUCCCAGAAUCCUCUUUUCUGCCCUAUUCAUGCCAGCCUGGACAACUUUCACUUUAAGGCUCAUGCUGGUUAUAAUGCCAAGCAUCGUCAUGGGUCACCCACAGUGUUUGGAUUAUAAGCCUCCUUUCCAGCCCUCUCAACCUCUGGAUUUCUGCUCAGCCUAUUCCUCUUUUGGAUGCUGUGACUCUGCUCAGGAUGAGGCAAUUGCCAGCAGGUACCAUUAUAUCACAGAUUUCCUGGACCACUCGGGGGUCACAGCCUGUGGGGAUUAUAUUCGGGACAUCUUGUGCCAGGAAUGCUCCCCAUAUGCUGCUCAUUUAUAUGAUGCCGAAGAUGUCAACACUCCACUUCGUGAUCUUCCAGGACUGUGCGGCAAUUACUGCACGGAAUUCUGGCACCGAUGUCGGUACACCCUUAGCCUGAUUAUUGAGGAAAGGGAUGUGACAGAGAUAGAGGGCGACCUUGGGAAGUUUUGUAGCUUCCUGUCUCUAGAUGAUGUUAACUAUUGUUACCCUAAUGUCCUUACUAAUGCAGAACUUAAUAGUGGCUUAGGGGAGGUAAAAGAGGAUGAGGAGGGUUGUCUCCAGCUAUGUUUACAAGAGAUGGCAAAUGGACUGCGUAAUCCAGUAGCUAUGGUCCAUGCUAAUGAUGGGACACACCGCUAUUUCAUAGCUGAACAGGUGGGCUACAUUUGGGUUUAUCUUCCUAAUGGAUCACGAGUAGACAAGCCAUUUCUCAAUGUUUCCAAAGCUGUACUUACCUCCCCAUGGGCAGGAGAUGAGAGGGGAUUCCUGGGUAUUGCCAUGCAUCCAGAUUUCCACCAGAAUGGAAAAUUCUAUGUCUAUUACUCUAUUCAUGCCAAGAAGGAGGAGAAAAUAAGGAUUUCUGAAUUCCAUGUGUCCACUGAUGAUGUAAACAAGGCUGACCACAAAUCAGAAAGGGUAAUUCUGGAGGUGACUGAGCCGGCUUCUAACCACAAUGGAGGGCAGAUCCUCUUUGGCACAGACGGAUACCUGUACAUUUUUACAGGGGAUGGGGGCAGAGCUGGAGACCCCUUUGGAGAGUUCGGAAAUGCCCAGAAUAAGUCUUCUCUUCUUGGGAAAGUGCUUCGAAUCAGUGUUACUGGGAAUGAAAUGGGACCCCCAUAUCGUAUCCCACCUGACAAUCCAUUCCUGCGGGAACGUGGUGCACGGGCAGAGGUGUUUGCCUAUGGUGCCAGAAAUAUGUGGCGCUGCUCAGUGGACAGAGGUGAUCCAGAAACCGGCAUUGGCCGUGGAAGAAUCUUUUGUGGGGAUGUAGGACAGAACAAGUUCGAGGAAGUGGAUCUCAUUCAGAAAGGGGGCAAUUAUGGCUGGAGGGCGAAGGAAGGCUUCUCCUGUUAUGACAAAAAUUUGUGCAAAAAUGCCUCGCUUGAUGACGUAUUGCCCAUAUUUGCAUAUCCGCACUCUGUGGGAAAGUCUGUGACAGGAGGAUAUAUCUACAGGGGCUGCCAGAUGCCCAACCUGAAAGGGCUGUAUCUCUUUGGGGAUUUCAUGAGUGGGCGCUUGAUGUCCCUUAAAGAGGACAGAAAUGAGGCACAGUGGCAUUACACAGAAAUCUGCAUGGGGCAAGCAACGACCUGUAACUUUCCAAAACUUAUCAACACCUACUUCCCAUAUAUUAUAUCAUUUGGGGAAGAUGAGGCAGGUGAAUUAUAUUUCCUGUCCACUCGGACACCCAGUGCUGCUGUUGCUGCGGGAGUCAUGUAUAAAAUAGUGGAUCCAUCAAAGAGAGCUGCACCAGGAAUGUGUUCUAGCAAUCCUCGGCAAGUGGCGGUGAAGGGGAAACUUGUGGAUUUUUAUCCAACACAAGAACUUCUACUAAAACCUGACAGUGUUACCACACAAACCGCUCUAACAACUGCUCUAAGCAUAGAAGAAAAGACUGAUAGAUUCAGUACUACAACAGAGCCUUACCAUACCACCAGGCAUUACUGGACAAAUACUUUUGAGGCAACUACAGCCCUCCCAUACUUAACUGCUACUCCACUCCCUAAAUCAACCGCUCCUCAAAAAAGGGUAAUGCAGACCUCAAAUACAGGGAACCCCAAAAUGGUGAGUAGGAAGGGAGAUAAAAGAGUAACAGCCACUAAGUCUCCAGUGAUAUCACAACGCAAACCCACCAUGGACCAGAACCUCCCUGAUUCAUAUACUUUUACCACCAAAAGAACAUUCUACCCAACAUAUAUACCUCAUUUUAUCACCACCACACAACAGCAAAGGAGGAACCCAAAGGAAAGUAACAAAAAUGAAGCCAGAUCUAACAGCACAACUCUUACAAGGAGGAAAAUUCUAAAGAAGCAAAAAGUCAAGAUCAAAAAGAAAAUCAAACAUGGAACCGUGCGUUUGAUUGAUAGAAAAAAUCUUCCAGACAGAGGUAGACUUGAGAUUCAUAUAAAUGGCGAGUGGGGAACAGUCUGCAACGAUAAGUUUGAUAGUCAGGCUGGGGCUGUGGUAUGUAGACAGCUAGGAUACCCUUUUGUAUUAAAGGUGGCUAGGAGAGCUGAGUUUGGGGAAGGUAAUGGACUGAGAAUUCUCCUUGAUGAGGUCAAGUGUGAAGGGGGGGAGAAAACACUCUUGGACUGUAGGCGAUCAAAAAUAGGGCAGCAUGACUGCACCCAUGAGGAAGAUGUAGGAGUUGUGUGCGGAAUGGAGGAGAUGGAAGAUGAGGAAGAAUUACAGUUAUCACAAACAUAAAGGUUAGAAAGUUAUUUGCUACUGUAGGAAUAUAAAACUCUGUAUAUCUCAGGAACUCUUGACAAGCCAUCACUGCAAAGACUUGAGCUUUUGUUUUUUAUUAAGUGAACUAGAUAGCAAGACAUUCUGUGAGAAAUCCUUACUUUGCAACAUUACGCAAAUAACUGCUUAUCCAAAAAUGUGUCUUUAAGUGGAAAAGCCCUCAGCAGGUCUAAGGACAAAGCCAAAUUAAGGAGGUGUCACACUGAAACUCUACCAUACAGAAUGCCUUUUCUCUCUCUCUCUAUUCACUCAUUGUUAGAAAAGAGUGUGCAAAUAAAAGAGAGGAAAAUCACACCACUUAUAUUUACUGUAUAUAAAGGUUGCUACAAAAAUAAAAGAAAUCCUUGAGUGGGCUUUUUCACAAUCAGUAACCCUAAACCCAGAACAAUUGCCAAGGUCCCGGUCACAGCUCACAUUUCUGCCUAUAACAGCCACCUUUCGCUUCGGGUGGAG